AAUAGGGAAAGUGUUCUUAGGACCGAUAUUUUUCAAAAAGGAUUGAUCUGAAAAGUCAACAAUCCAAAAAUUAAUAUUUAUCCGGUGAAACAAAAUUUUAAUUCAAUUAAAGAGUAAAUCUCAAAAACAUCUUAAAACCAAGGAACCUAACCCCCUAUUAAAAAAAUGGAAAAAUUCUCUAAAAGUUUUUCAAAAUACGUAUUUCCCUCUGACCCAUCGUUUGGCAGACUCGGUUCAAUCGAUUAUAAUCUCAAACUCUUACAGUGGUUCGGACUGCCAUUGUUUGGAUCCCCCGGUGAAUUCAACCGUCCCCUCUUCAUCUGUGGUUUAAUAUUUUUAAUCUUCGUCAGGCUACCCUAUCAUAUUUUUGAGAUUUACGACUUGAUCACAUGCUGGAGGAAUUUUAAUGACAUGAUUCAAAACGUGUGCAUGUCAUUUCUACAUCUUGGAAUGACUCUUAAAAUGAUUAUGAUUUUCGGGAGACUCCAGGACUUCUACAAAAUAAUCGACACAUUUCGAAAAUUAGCUAAAAAAUACAUCAAGUCUGACAAGCAAAAAGAUGUAUUUUCUUGGAUGGAGUUUGAGAGCAAAAUUUCGCUGACAAUUUAUGGCAUCAUUCCUACAAUCGCUUCGUCUUAUGGAUUUUGUUUGGUCAUGAGAAAUCCAUCAGGAGUUGUCGGCCAUAAUUUGCCCUACAGAGCUAAAAUGCCAGAAUUUGCCCCUUCGACUUUGCAAUAUUUUUACAUUCCCCUCUCGAAUGCAAUCAUUGGAUUUCAAAUUGUCGGAAUUGAUUAUCUCAAUGUGGCAUUUAUCAAUUUGAUCCGUUGUCAAUUGCGUGUUUUGAAUAUUUCGUUUGAUCAACUAAACGAGUCGAAAGGUCCAGUGACUGUCGAUCCAUAUAAUCAUCUGAAGAAAAUCAUCGAGCAUCACACAAUUAUUUUAGACAUUCGAAAUCAAAUAGAAAGCAUUUUCAAAUUUCCAAUGCUCGUCCAAUUCAUCGGUUCUUUGCUGAUUAUCGCUCUGACAGGAUCUCAAGCUUUGAUUCAGAAAGAAACUUCAGGAUUGGUUAUGGUCUAUUUGUACACUGGAUGUAUUUUAGCUGAGCUUCUGGUUUAUUGCUGGUUUGGAACACAGAUAUCAGAACAGAAUGAAACAUUAGCCUUGAGGGCUUAUGCAACUACGUGGUAUAAUUUUGAUGUGAAUUUUAGAAAGUCUUUGGUAAUUCUCUUGAUGAAUGCCCAGAGGCCAUUUUGUUUUACAGCCGGUGGAUAUUUAGAUCUUAGUUUGAUGACUUUUAGCAGGGUUAUAAGCAAGGCAUUCUCAAUAAUGGCUGUUCUUCUGCAAGAGUAUAGUGAUGGUUGAUUCUAAACACGCAGUAAUACAUAAUUGAUAUAGAUUUAGGAAAAUAUUCGCGCACUUAGAAAAUAGUUAAGAAAAUUUUAUUUGCACACAAGAAAUAAAAGCCCGGGUUGAACAAGCUUAAAAAAAUUUAUUAGGACGCUCCUCAUGGAUUCCCGAUUCAUAUUUUAUCCUCCAUGAAAUCUGGCACUAAGGACUUUAAGUUGGCAACACUAUUUCAACCGGCAGCCAUUUUGUCAGAUGUCAAGUGAUUUAUUUUAGGUUGGGUUUGACAUUUCAACAUAAAGAAACUGUCGCCUGAACAACGCUUGUAAAUUGUUAAAACUUGAAAAUUAUGAUUCUGUUUGAAAAACGUAAAGAUCAACAUUUGUUUAGCUAUGAAGCUAAUUUUAGGUUGAAUGUAUACGUCAAUAAACAAAACUCCGUAUUUAUAGUAAUGGCAAUCCUCAA
This is a messenger RNA of Eupeodes corollae, 1809 nucleotides long. Its product is annotated as odorant receptor 49b-like. Lineage: Eukaryota; Metazoa; Arthropoda; Insecta; Diptera; Syrphidae. Bases 166 to 1362 code for a protein of 398 amino acids. The transcript is spliced from 6 exons. Gene Ontology annotation, biological process: detection of chemical stimulus involved in sensory perception of smell; sensory perception of smell. The record is from RefSeq and is a predicted model, not a curated record. Gene Ontology annotation, molecular function: olfactory receptor activity; odorant binding. Gene Ontology annotation, cellular component: plasma membrane.